UAAUGAUCGACACUCUCCAUGAUAAAAGUGAUAAGAAACACUCACCGAACAAAGGUGUCUGCGCUAUGCCAAGCGAUCAGGCUUCACACUGAGUACUAGAGCUACUAGAUCCCUGAUAGCUUCUCUAGCUGUAACUGCUCAGAACAAUUUUGGAUACAGAUCUGGAUCUGCCCUUUCUCGUUUCUUGCAAGCCAAAUUGGCUUUGCCUUCCAGAUGUAUCCUGGUUGUUAUGUAUGAGUGAGAUGAGGCGAUAUGACAAUAGAAUUAUUUUUUGGUUAAAGUAACCCAUUUCUGACCUGCACAAAAGCCUCAAUACAAGAUAACUGUCUUACUGUAAUUUUAAAAUAAAAUUGUAAAUCCAAUUUGAAUGUAAAAAUGAAAUCGGGCAUUUCAUUUUCAGAAUCAAUACUACCUGCGCAUAAUAGUAAUGUGUAUUCAUAUCUGAGCAAAGUCAAUAUGCAACAAGACUCGUUUAUAGAGGUUAAACAGGAAUGUAAAGAGGAGAUUGAGGUGGUAUUGCACGAGUUACCAGGUAACUACUAAACAAUUGCUUAAAAUAUUCAAUAAGAAUGAAUUCUUUCAAUGUUCAUGGAAGUGUGAUAUUUUUGCAAUGAUACAUGCACUGGUGAAAGUAAAACUUGAUUCUCAUGAUUAGUGUAAAUUAAUAUAUUAUAAUAGUAAUUAAAUUUAUCUCACAGUUAAAGCAACAACAGAAAGAAUAACUAAAGCAGGCAAUGAAAUUGAACAAAAUAAUAAAGAAGGCGACAGUGGUGAACAUAAAUACAUCACACAAAAUACGAUGAAAGAGGAAAAUAGCUCAACUAAAACCAUAGCGCUGUUUAAAAAACCUACAAACAACACAAUGAAAAGCAAUACAAUAGUAUCUGGAAACGAAAAAAUAUCAAAUGUAGAAAUAAAAUCAUACGAUGAAAUUUCGCAAUUUGAAAAUCAAAUAACCAGUACCAAUAUGGCAACACAUGGCAACAGUAAAAUUGAUAAUGGUGAAGUAUUUGACAUUAAAAAAAACUAUACAAGCAUAGCAAUGAAACAGUAUUCAUGCAGUGUGUGUGGCAAGAGAUCCAAUCGAUUGUAUGAUUUGAGGAUACAUAACAGAAUUCAUACCGGUGAAAAGCCGUAUUCAUGUAAUAUUUGUGGCAAUAGUUUCAAUAAUUUAAGUCAUUUAAGAAGACAUGAUAGAAUACAUACAGGAGAAAAGCCGUAUUCCUGUGAUAUUUGUGGGAGGAAUUUUAAUCAAUCUGGCGAUUUGAAGACUCAUGCCAAUAUACAUAGCGGUGAAAAACCAUUUUCAUGCAAUAUAUGCGGUAAGAAUUUCAACCGAUCAGGUGAUUUGAAGACACAUAGUUUAAUACAUACAGGUGAAAAGCCGCAUUCAUGUAAUGUUUGUGGUAAGAGUUUUAAUCGAUCUACUGAUUUAAAGAGACAUUCUAAAAUACAUAGCGGUGAAAAGCCGUAUUCAUGUAACGAAUGUGAUAAGAGUUUUAGUCAAUAUAGUAAUUUGAAGACACAUAGUAAAAUACAUACUGGUGAAAAGCCAUAUUCAUGUUAUAUGUGUGGUAAGAGUUUCAUUAAGUCUGGUGAUUUGAAGAAACACCAUAGAAUACAUACUGGUGAAAAACCCUAUUCUUGUAAAGAAUGUGGUAAGAGUUUCAGUCAAAAUGGUUAUUUAAAAAUACAUACUAGAAAACAUAGCAAAGAAAAGCCAUAACCAUAUUCAAAAUUGCUGUGACAUAAGUAGCAAUAGUUUCAACCAUUUGAUGAUUAAAAGAAACAAGGUUUACUAUAUUGUAUUCCUUUCCUUUAAAAUUACACUCUUAAUGCAUUGUAUCAAUCUGUUGAAAUCCCAAAAUUGUUAUCCAAUUUUUUAAAUCAUUUUACUAAUAUACAUAUGCAAUACACUUCUCUUCGUUAUAAGUCAAUGUCAAUGACAGGUUUCUUUUAAUUACAGGUUUGCAAUUACAAUUUGCUAUCUAUAAAUAUAAUUUAAGUUAUAAAUGUAAUAUUUUGUAUACCUGGAAUUAUUUAACCUAUAAAGAAACUUAAAAUUACAGAGAAAUACAACUUGCUUUUGUUAGACGGUGUCUAAAAUUUCUUAUAUAUAAAUAAUUGUCAUCAAAUAUUUAUCAAAUUUAUUUCAUAUACGAUGUCUGAGCAUGUUAUGUUUUCAUUCUUUUUUUUUUAAUUAUGUAACAAAACUACCGUAACUUUCGACACAAGUAAUUCACUUAUAAGAAAUUAAAUAGUUUUACGAAAUUUUUAAAUUUCCCUCCAGCUACUCCGAACACAGCUUGGUACAUGUGCCUCAAGCGCAUAUAAUAUAUAAGCGCAAUAGUUACCUAUUUUGGUAGGGUUGUCAUAAAAAGUUAAGUAAUAAGUUAAGGUAAAUUAAACAAUACAUUUUUUAUUAGUU
Messenger RNA from Leptidea sinapis, 2428 nucleotides. Its product is annotated as zinc finger protein 239-like. Gene Ontology annotation, biological process: regulation of transcription by RNA polymerase II. The coding region runs from base 800 to 1726 and encodes 308 amino acids. The transcript has a single exon. Gene Ontology annotation, molecular function: RNA polymerase II cis-regulatory region sequence-specific DNA binding; DNA-binding transcription factor activity. Lineage: Eukaryota; Metazoa; Arthropoda; Insecta; Lepidoptera; Pieridae. The record is from RefSeq and is a predicted model, not a curated record.